This is a messenger RNA of Kuraishia capsulata CBS 1993, 1932 nucleotides long. RefSeq lists its product as uncharacterized. Bases 1 to 1932 code for a protein of 643 amino acids. Gene Ontology annotation, biological process: glycerophospholipid catabolic process. The transcript is spliced from 2 exons. Lineage: Eukaryota; Fungi; Ascomycota; Pichiomycetes; Pichiales; Pichiaceae. Gene Ontology annotation, cellular component: plasma membrane; cytosol; intracellular membrane-bounded organelle. The record is from RefSeq and is a predicted model, not a curated record. Gene Ontology annotation, molecular function: A2-type glycerophospholipase activity.
AUGACUUUCGUGAGAAGAGCAGAAACGAUUUCACCCCAGGAAAAGGCGUUUCUAAGAAAAAAGCAAGUUGUAACAGCCAAUGCCUUAUCAGCACUUUUUGAGCGCCUCGCUAUACCCGGCUUGAAGUAUAAGGAUGUGCUCAACAGCUCAGUACCCCAAAUUGCAAUAGCUGUUUCUGGGGGAGGUUAUCGAUCUAUGUUGGUGGGGGCUGGAGUCCUAGCUGCCUUUGAUAACAGAACAGUGAAUUCUACGCGAGGCUCGGGCCUAGGUGGCAUUCUACAGGCUUCGACGUAUUUAGCAGGAAUUUCAGGCGGUAGUUGGCUAGUGUCUUCGUUGAUGAUGUACGACUUUGCUUCAGUUGUAAAGCUUCGAGACAUGGAUUCGUGGCUACUCAACGAGCCUUUACUUGAGGGAGUGCCAAACUUUGAGGUAGAAAUAUCCGGCACCAACAUCAUGAAUCUGAAGUCUCCCGUUGCCGAUUCAGGAACCAUGGACAAAGGUGAUACAAAGUCAGACACAAAAGCACAGUCUUCGCUAGCGGGCAUAAUGAACAAGCUUUUGAAAGAACAGGAUUCUGAUAGCAACACCGAUAUCCAGAAGUCAAUUUUGCGGUACUACAAGGAGAUAAUGGCUGAGGUUAGACCCAAAAAGCACGCUGGAUACAAGGUAUCGUUGACUGAUUACUGGGGAGCAGCACUGGCAAAGAAGAUCUUUCCUCGCUCACCACAGACUGUGGGUAGAACCUUCUCCGGAAUAUCAAGAAUGGAAUCUUUCAAGCAAGGAGGUGCCCCACUUCCAAUACUAGUUUCUAAUUGCAAAAACGGAGCCGCCAACAGUGCUAGUUUGGACUCCAUGCUCAUGGAGUUUAAUCCAUACGAGUUCGGGUCUUGGGAGCCAUAUCUCAACGCAUUCUCUCGUCUUAGUUAUCUGGGAACAGAAUUAUACAACGGAAAAUUAUCAUCUUCUGAAAACAGCACAGGCCAGAGGAUAUGCUAUUCGGGUUUCGACAACGCUGGGUUUGUGACGGGAACUUCAUCUUCCUUAUUCAACAGUGUGCUUCUCUAUCUGUGGCAGAUUGCUUCCUCAUCCGAAGAAGAGACAUUCAUGGCAAUCAAAGACAUACUAAGCGUUUUCAGCCUUUCUGGGGAUGGUAAACCGGGGAAGUCUGAUUAUGCUCUCUAUGAGCCAAACCCAUUCUUAGGAUUAUCUCACAUCAACCAAACAUCUUCUAUUGUCGGCGACAAGACUCUUAAGCUUGUUGAUGGAGGAGAAGAUGGCCAAAACAUACCUUUCUUUCCCUUCACCCAGAGUUCACGAGAGGUUGACGUGAUAUUUGCGGUUGAUUCUAGUAACGACUCAGAAAACUGGCCGAAUGGAACCUCUUUAAUCAAACCUUCGAAGAGGUACAACUCAAGAAACAAGACAUGGGAGUUUACUACAAUGAAAAUUCCAAAUAAAAAAACAAACAGGAUGUUGGAGUAUACCACAUUCCCGUUGAGUCCAUCCUAUAAGGAGAUGAGCGAUAAAGGUUACAACAAAAAGCCUGUAUUCUUUGGAUGCAAUAUUACAGGCGGAUACACUUUGUUGAGCAACGCAUCAUUGACAGCAAAUAGUACCAGUUCCUAUGAAGAAGAGGAUGUCUGGCUUUCCCCUCUGAUUGUUUACUUGAGCAAUACUGAUCUCUCCUAUGCCUCCAAUACUUCCACGUUCAAACUCACCUACACACAUGAUGAAAUGUCCAAGAUGAUCACUAACGGCUAUAAUGUCGCAACCCAGUCCAAUUCUUCAUACUUUUCACAAUGUGUCGGAUGUGCUGUGAUGAAACGUUCCUUUGACCGUGAAACCAUCAAGCAAGGGCUAUUGUUCGAACGUCAUCAGCCGCACAUUCCUGAAGUUUGUUCGAAGUGCUUCAAAGAGCUCUGUUACAACUGA